Messenger RNA from Penicilliopsis zonata CBS 506.65, 621 nucleotides. RefSeq lists its product as hypothetical. The record is from RefSeq and is a predicted model, not a curated record. The transcript has a single exon. Bases 1 to 621 code for a protein of 206 amino acids. Gene Ontology annotation, cellular component: cytoplasm. Gene Ontology annotation, molecular function: protein N-terminal-serine acetyltransferase activity; protein-N-terminal-alanine acetyltransferase activity. NCBI's taxonomy places the organism in Eukaryota, Fungi, Ascomycota, Eurotiomycetes, Eurotiales, Aspergillaceae.
AUGAAGCCGUUCUACACCCACACCACCGAUCUGAGCGAUCUCGACCAUCCAGUCGUUGAGAUCCGUUCACUGGCCCUGCCUCUGACUCUGCGCGUUCCACAUGGGGAAGGAGAUGUGUCUGCGUUGACGUCGAUUCUCAACAAUGAGGAGAACACCAAGGACGAUUUGUCUGUGGCGACGGCCAGCAAGGAGGAACUCGAAGAAAUCUCCCGGAAAUGGACAAAAGUGACGCAUCCAUUGUCUUAUAUGAAUUUUCUCAUGCUCAUGACAGAGGGCGCAUCGUUGGAACCAAUUGGUCUUGCAGGCAUGGGGUGGAUCGGCCCGGUCAAUCAGGCUGCAGAGCAGGCAUCGCCUCAAGCCGGUGCAGCCGGGGUGGUGGUGAACCCGUCCGCAAGAAGAAAAGGGUACGGCCACGAAGCAUUGAGAAUGGUAAUCGACUACGGGAUCCGAGAGCUGGGUCUCGCAGAGGUUCGGAUCGGAACCAACUCGAAGAACACCGGAAUGAAGAGAUUGAUAGAGAGAUUCGGAUUGAAAUUCGAGGCUGGGGCAGUAGUAGACAAAUUUGGUAACGAUUUCAACUGGACAAUCCGUCGCGAUGACUGGCUUGUGCUGGGCGAGUAA